Molecule: messenger RNA, 1320 nt
Organism: Colletotrichum truncatum
Lineage: Eukaryota; Fungi; Ascomycota; Sordariomycetes; Glomerellales; Glomerellaceae
Source: RefSeq, a predicted model, not a curated record
AUGGCGGGUAUUCUUUCUUCCAUAGUAGUUGGCUAUUUCGUUGCGGGAGCACUAGGUAAAACUGGGGUAAUUGAUGACAAUGGAGCUCACCAGUGUGAUUGGAACCCGGCCGGUCCGCUCAAUCCUCACCUAAGCAAGAGGGCUUGCUCUCUUCCUUUUAGUGAAAACCGAGCCUCUACAGUGUCUAGUUGGCGUCCCUGGACGCAUAGGCCGGUUUGUACCAGCGCAAAGACGAAAUCCAGGUAUUGCGCUUUCGUCAAGGAUGACUUCCGUGGGGAGUCGAGCAUACUCAUUCUCACCAGUCCAGAAGUGGCAGCCGGGGACCUUAGCUUUGUUGAUGACUUUGAUACGCAAUGGCUCGAAUCCGGCCCUUUGUUCCCGCUGCCCGAGACAGCGCCGUACGAGGUCAAGGAAAUGGCGGGUAAAGGUUUCGGCAUUGUGGUGAACUCGACAAUUCCCGCGGGUAACGUCAUCAUGCGAGAGUAUCCGGCAAUCUUGCAGACAACGUCGACGGAGUUGUCGGGGAAAAUCGAUGCAGGAGAGGCUUUAUGGGUGCUAGAGGAGGGUUUCAUCCGACUGCCGACGAAAGAUCAGUUGAAGGUGUUUAAUCUUGCGAGGAGCACGGGCGGCCAUGUUCUCGAAGAUACUAUCCGGACGAACACUUUUGGCGUGACUUUUAACAAUGCCAGCCAUUAUGGGUUGUUUCCAGGAGUUGCGAGAAUUAACCACGCUUGCAGACCAAACGCAAUAACUCGUUUCUCUCCAAGAACAUUGGCGUUAGAAGUGUUUGCGUAUCGGGAUAUCCAGGCAGGCGAAGAACUUAGCAUCAGUUGUCAGAACCCCAAAUCCUUCGGCGCCGCCCCCAUCACAGUCAUACUAAUACAAAAAAAAAUAGAUGCUCCAUUAAACAUGAUUUAUGAGGACCGUCAAAAGACGCUCAAAGACUGGGGCUUUAAUUGCACUUGCUCCCUCUGCAGCAGCUCUAGCGACAUCGUGGCGGCGUCAGAUGGCCGGCGUGAACGCAUACAGCAAAUCCUUUCGGCACUUGACAACCCUGUUUUCCGCUCGUCGACUACUCUCAUUGGGGAGCUGGCAGACGAAGUGGAUGUCAUCUUGGAGAAGGAAGGGCUGACGGCGCAGAGGGGCGACUUUUACGACAUCCUCGCCAGGGUUUAUAUAGACAUGGGUGAUGUCAAAUUGGGCAGGAAGUAUGCAGAGAUGGCUGCGGAGAAGCUGGCGCAUUUUGCGGGGUACGACGACGAGAGGACGGAGAGGGCGAGGGUGCUUUUGGGGGAGUUGGGGAAGGCUGGGGCAACAUAA